ACGUCGUCUGCCGCCGGCACGCGACGCGACAGUCGAAAUGAGCGCCUUAUCUCGCGCGAACGUUCUCACGGUGGGUGCGGCGUCGGCGAACGCCGCGCCGGCGACGAAGCGCGCGUGCGUCGCGUCCGCCGCGCGCGUCCCGGCGAGGGCGUCCGUCGCGUUCGGGGAUGCGUCGUCGCGUCGCGCGCUCGCGCUCGGCGCGUCUCGAUGCCGCGCGCCGCGCGAUGCGCAGCGGGGGGGGUUCAACGUCGUCGCGCAGGCUAUCAGCGAGCCGCCCACGGAAGCGGCGCCCGAGGCGACGAACGACGCGUCCGGCGACGAGAGCGAGGCGGUCUGCUACCUCAACGGCGUCCACAUGUCGCCCUACAAGGUCAGACGCGUCCUGGACGUCAUCCGCGGGAAAUCGUACGAGGAGUGCCUCAUCAUGCUCGAGUUCAUGCCGUACCGCGCGUGCGAGCCGGUGUUGAACGCGCUGUUCAGCGCGGCGUCGAACGCGAAGAAUAACCUGGGGAUGAACAAGGCGAAGCUGUACGUCAGCGAGACGUACGCGGACGGCGCGGGGACGAUGAAGCGGUUUCACCCGCGCGCGCAGGGGCGGCCGUUUCCGAUUCGCAAGCGCACGUGCAACAUCACGCUCAAGAUGAAGGAGCGCUAGAUUCUUUGCUUUUGCCACCCGGAGGGGGUCCCUUAGGGGCCCGGCGCGAAUGAUUGUUUAAUACGACGGCGAAUAAAUGAUUGUUUACUU
Micromonas pusilla CCMP1545 is the source of this 745-nucleotide messenger RNA. RefSeq lists its product as uncharacterized. Lineage: Eukaryota; Viridiplantae; Chlorophyta; Mamiellophyceae; Mamiellales; Mamiellaceae. Bases 38 to 655 code for a protein of 205 amino acids. Gene Ontology annotation, biological process: translation. Gene Ontology annotation, molecular function: structural constituent of ribosome. The record is from RefSeq and is a predicted model, not a curated record. The transcript has 2 exons. Gene Ontology annotation, cellular component: cytosolic large ribosomal subunit; ribosome.